AUGACCCCCCCUUCCAACUCCCAGAGUCCUUCUUCCCGUCCAGAUGCAACGCUACCAGGUAUCCAGGGCGUGGUGGAGGCCUACCAGGCCUGCCUCCCCAAGCUGCAGCUCUACGGCCCCACCAACAUCGCCCCCAUCAUCCAGAAGGUGGCCAACACCGCCUCGCAGGAGGUCCACACCAAAGAGGCCAUGCAAUACUUCAUCCUGCUGAUCCUGACGGACGGCGUCAUCACCGACAUGGCGGACACGAGGGAGGCUAUCGUCCAGGCGUCCCACCUCCCCAUGUCCGUCAUCAUCGUCGGGGUUGGGAGCGCCGACUUCAGCGACAUGCAGAUGCUGGACGGCGACGACGGGAUUCUGCGAUCGCUCAAAGGAGAGCCCGUCCUCCGGGACAUCGUCCAGUUUGUCCCCUUCCGCAACUUCAAACAC
Messenger RNA from Etheostoma cragini (Arkansas darter), 429 nucleotides. Its product is annotated as copine-4-like. Gene Ontology annotation, cellular component: plasma membrane. The record is from RefSeq and is a predicted model, not a curated record. The transcript has 3 exons. Lineage: Eukaryota; Metazoa; Chordata; Actinopteri; Perciformes; Percidae. The annotation marks the transcript as partial. Gene Ontology annotation, biological process: cellular response to calcium ion. Gene Ontology annotation, molecular function: calcium-dependent phospholipid binding.